AUGCACUUGAAAAUUUUAAUUAAUAUUUAUAAUAAUAAAUUUAUUUUAAAAUAUAAUACAACACCAAAGAUUUUAAAAUUGUUUCUUAUACAAAAUCUACGUGAUAUUUUUACAUCUUGUGAAAAUAAUGUUUUUGAAGAACAAUUAAAAGAAGUUUUUAGAUUUAAAAAUAGUAAUGUUAGUAAUUGGAUUAUUGAGAAUAAAGCUCGUACUUUAUGUAAUGUAUAUCAAGAAAGUAACAAAAAAGAUAAGGAACAAAUUUUACGUAUUUUAGCAUUUAGAUAUGCUGUUGAACAUACUGUUGUAUGUAAUGUAGCAGAAAAAUAUGUAUCUACAGAGUCUGAUAAUAGAAGACGUAUGAUUUCUUAUGAACGAAAUUUAAGAAAUGUUUUAACACCAGAUUAUCAAUGGUUGUUUAUUAUGAUUGGAAGACUUGAAAAUGGUGUGAAAUUUCUUGUUGAUUUAAGAACAGAUAUAUUAGACUUAAUAUUAAAAAUUAAAGAUACAGAUGAAAGUAUUGCAAUACAGCAAUUGAAUAUUACCCUACGAGAUUUAUUAUUACUUUGGUUUUCAGUAGGAUUCUUAUAUUUAGAAAGAAUUACAUGGCAAACUUCAUGCGAUAUUUUACAAAAAAUUUCAGAUUAUGAAGCAAUACAUCCUAUAAAAAAUUGGUUAGAUUUAAAACAAAGAGUUGGGCCAUAUAGAAGAUGUUACAUUUUUACUCAUUUAUCUAUGCCACGAGAACCUCUUGUUGUAUUACAUACAGCAUUAUGUGAUAUUAUACCAGAUAGUAUAAAAGAUAUUGAUGAAGCAAAAGUCAGAAUUCUUGGUAAUUUAAAAAAAGUAACAUUUUUAGAAGAAGAUAAAAGCAAAAUAAAAACUGCAAUAUUUUAUUCAAUAACUUCCACACAGAAAGGAUUACAAGGUAUUGAACUUGGUAAUUAUUUAAUAAAAGAAGUGGCAAAAGAAGUGAUAUCAGAAUUUCCCAUGAUUCAUGAAUUAUCUUCAUUAUCACCAAUACCUAAUUUUAGAAUAUGGUUUUUAGAAAAAAUAAAACAAGAUAUAUGUAAUAUUUUCACAAAUGAAGAAUGUAAUUCUGUACAAGAAAUUUUAAAAGAAAAAAAUAUAGUUUUUGGUAAAAAAAAUUUUAAUAAUUCAUUAUGGACUCAAGAUAUUAAAAUAAGCGAAGUUUUAAAAAAACCAUUACUUCGAGCAUGUGCUUGGUAUUUAUAUAAAGAAAAAAGACGAAAUUAUGCUUUAGAUAGUGUUGCAAACUUCCAUCUUCGUAAUGGAGCUGUUAUGUGGAGAAUAAAUUGGUUGGCUGAUCCUUCACCACGUGGUGUUGGAAACAGUUGUGGAAUUAUGGUAAACUACAGAUACUACCUACAUGAAUGUGAAAAACAUAGUCAAAAUUAUAUUGAAAAUUAUUUUAUAAAUGCUUCUGAAGAUAUAAUUAAUCUCUCAACACAGUAUGAAAAAUUAUGAAAAAAAUUUUACAAUUUUAAAAAGGUAUCAAAAU
Apis florea (little honeybee) is the source of this 1519-nucleotide messenger RNA. Its product is annotated as malonyl-CoA decarboxylase, mitochondrial. The record is from RefSeq and is a predicted model, not a curated record. Gene Ontology annotation, biological process: fatty acid biosynthetic process; acetyl-CoA biosynthetic process; malonyl-CoA catabolic process. Lineage: Eukaryota; Metazoa; Arthropoda; Insecta; Hymenoptera; Apidae. Gene Ontology annotation, molecular function: malonyl-CoA decarboxylase activity. Gene Ontology annotation, cellular component: peroxisomal matrix; mitochondrial matrix.